AGGAUCUGAGCUUAAAACCCGCUCCCGCAGACAAUCCGGUCGUACCUCAGCUGCUGAGUGUAGAGUCAGGGGUGUCCAUCUUCCACCGACAGGAUGAUCUCUUCAAACAGCCAAAGGCACAAGUGACUUUCUACAUCUAUUCGCCCUACUUCCACCAGGAUGUGUCCAGCUAUCUCAAGACAGCCCUGUGGUCCAAUUGUGUGGAGGAGGCCCUACAGGACUAUGCCUACGAUGCUCAGAUUGCUGGAAUGGGAUACUCGAUACAGCUGAGCGGUGGCUGUUUGAAAAUGGCACUCAGUGGUUUCAACGACAAACUUCAUGUGCUCCUGGAGGCAGUGACUGACAAGAUGGUCUCCAUGACCAGCGUGCCGGAACACAUCUUCGGCAUUAUCCUGGAUACUUUUGGAGAUGACCUUCGUAAUCAGGCCUACCAUUCGCAGCCCAUCUCGCAAGCUCAGAUGCGCUUCCAGGAUCUCCUGAACCGUGGCAGUUCGUUCCCAG
Molecule: messenger RNA, 501 nt
Organism: Cladocopium goreaui
Lineage: Eukaryota; Dinophyceae; Suessiales; Symbiodiniaceae
Source: the annotation of a GenBank genome assembly